This is a messenger RNA of Arabidopsis thaliana (thale cress), 1267 nucleotides long. RefSeq names its product E3 ubiquitin-protein ligase. The record is from RefSeq and is marked reviewed. Bases 187 to 1011 code for a protein of 274 amino acids. The transcript is spliced from 4 exons. Lineage: Eukaryota; Viridiplantae; Streptophyta; Magnoliopsida; Brassicales; Brassicaceae.
UAGACCAAAUCUGAUUUAUUUAUUUUUGCUUUUAUGUUGCCGCAGGAGCUAAUACUCAGUGAAACAGAACAGAUUAAUAUUCAGCAGGUUGGUUUGGUUAUUAAAAAUAUUAUGUUUAGCUUCCAAAGUCUCUUAGCUUUUUAUAAAUGAUUUUGAUUAGUGUUCCUCUAUUCACUUAAUCGAAACAUGACUUCUUCUUUUUUCAAACAGGGCCAAGCCAGUUAUAUGCAAACAUUGAAGAGACAAGCUAAAGUAGAUAGCGGCAAACGCAUGUCAACCAAUUUUGUAAUUCGAAGAGACCCUACAGGUCAGUGCAUCUUUCGACCUAUUCCUUUUAAAGGAAUGAGAAAGGUUCGAAAGCAUGUUGAUGAUGAUGAAGGUUGGUCUGGUGGUUCCAAGAAAGUCAAAGUUAGAGGACUUACUUCUUCUUCUGGUGAUGGAGAUAGUCUAUCUUACCCAUUUGAAAAUGAAACUACCAUUCGUAACAGAGAAAAAGAUCGUUUAAUGCUUGAAAUUUUUGGGCCUGAAAGCACGGAUGAUAGUGAUGAAAGUGGCACUGAAGAAGAAUUCAUGGAGACCAACUUAAUGUCCUUGGUGAGUCUGCAAUGGGGAAAACGUGGGAAACGCAGCAUGCGUAAGGGCACAUGGAAAAGACACAUACUCGAAAAUCAUGUUGGACAACACAAAAAUACUCAAGAUGAGAUGGACAUUCAAGUCUUGCUUGUUUCAAUGGAUGCGUCAGUGAUACCAAAUUUGCAGAAUCCUCAAGUCAGCUGCAAACCUAACGUGACAUUGAAGUCAUUAUGUGAGAUGUACGUUGCUCCUUACGUUGAGGCACAAGCUGAAAAGAUUGAGAUGUAUGUGGUUAAAGAGUUGGUGGCAGAGUUGACAAUGAUUGAUCCCCACAGAGACAGAGUAGAGAUUGUGAACAAGGAAGACAGUGUUGGUGGAUUGAGAAUGUAUAACUUCAACAAUGGAUAUGUGAUUAUUGGAUAUAUGAAGACACCUUAAGAUAAUCAAGAGUGGGAGCAACAAAUUUGGUGGUGGAGGUGGAGACAUCAAACCAUUUACCAAUAAGAAACCACCCAGACUUUAUUUUUCAAAUAUUUUUAUCGACUAUAAAAUGAACACUUUGGUAUUUUAUCGAGACUGGAUUGUUUCAUAUUUUUUCAUUGUAGAACUUAAAUUUCUCUCUUUAUUUGACUAUUUCUUCGACAAAUGUGUUUGUUCUUUAGGUUUUUCAAGGAUUUAACAAACUUUUCGCAUC